This is a messenger RNA of Schistosoma margrebowiei, 2046 nucleotides long. NCBI's taxonomy places the organism in Eukaryota, Metazoa, Platyhelminthes, Trematoda, Strigeidida, Schistosomatidae. The record is from the annotation of a GenBank genome assembly.
AAAACGCAUUAUAAUUUUUCGCGCUACACUGGCUAAACUUUCUUGUUUCUGAAGAUUUUAUAAAAUACAUUAACCAAGGAAGCGUUUUAUUUGAAGUUUGUAUUCUGUUAUGGAGGAAUAUUCGUCUAUGUACAGCUAUUUCUCAUGGUCUUUGGAGUUGUUUGGAAUUUUAUCAUUAUAUUCAUCGGUUGUAAUCCCGUUUGUUUUGCUGAGUAACUACUUCAGGAACAGAUACAAAUUGCACAUUUCCAACGACAGCACGAGUUCUUGGCAUGCAAAAGCAAUGUACAUAUGUUUCGUACCUGACGUUUAUUCUAUAGAACACGUUCAGAAUGAGGUGGAUCUACCGAUCCCGAUAUUUAUGUCUGCAACGCCACACGGACUGCAUUCAAAGCUGACAUGUUUGGAAUGCAUCGAUUCCUAUCUACAUUUCAAUCGUAGUACCUCUAGCAGGACUUCGAAACAAUACUAUAUAUUAUUGGCAUUUUGCUUUUUUGGUCUACAAUCGUCCUACUUGUUAUGGGGAGUAUUACAAGAGAGAAUUAUGACCAAAAUGUAUGACAAUGAGAGGUUUAAAAAUUCACAGUAUCUUGUUUUCUGUAAUCGUGCGAUGGCAUUAAUUAUUUUGAUACCUCUACACUUUCUACAUAUUGGGUUACUUGUUAACCCUUGGAAAAAAGGUCAAAAAGCUCCUUUCAUCGAGUUUGCAUAUGCUUCUAUCAGUAAUGUGAUCAGUAGCUGGUGUCAGUAUGAGGCCCUCAUUUACAUUUCCUUUCCCAGCCAGGUUAUUCUUAAAGCCUGCAAGGUUUUACCAGUAAUGUUUAUGGGUAGAUUUAUUCAAAAGAAACUGUAUAGUUGGCGAGAAUAUUUUACAGCUGCUAUUAUUUGUUUAGGUAUGGUUAUGUUUUUUUACACUAAUCCUGAACAAACUCAACUUUCAAAUGAAAAGAUUGAUAAUACUCAAUUUCUAUUAUCAUUUAGUGGAUAUCUAUUGAUUAUUGGCUAUAUUGUUUGCGAUUCCUUCACAUCAAAUUGGCAAGAUUAUAUGUUUCAAACAUAUAAACUCACUUCAUUACAAGUAAUGGCUGGUGUCAAUAUUUGGUCUAUAUUUCUCACUUUAAUCUCAUUGAUUGUACAUGGUGAAUUAAUUCCAAGUAUACUAUUUGGAUUAAAUCGUCCCAAAUUUAUUUUCGAUGUUCUAACAUCAUCAUUAUGUUCAGCAUUCGGUCAAUUGUUCAUUUUUCUUACUUUGUCUCAAUUUGGAGCGGCCACAUUUGUAUUAAUCAUGACAUUAAGACUUGGCCUAUCUAUGAUACUUUCAUGUAUUAUUUUCUCUCAUGAAUUACAUCCGAUUGCUAUAUGUGGUGUAGUGGUUGUUUUCUUUGGUUUAUUUUUAAAAAUGUUUUUACGUCAGAAAAAACCUCUUUCACUGGAAAUUUGUGGUAUACCUGGUGGUAAGUGAUGACUAUCAAUGCAUUAUUAUUUUCUGUUUAAGUUAUUCCUCUUCUCUUUUUAAUAUUCAUUUCCUUUUUUCAAUUUUGUUAGAAAGAUUUCCAUGUUUACAUGCUAUUUGUUGUACUUGUUUUAUGAACCAGAAUUCUGUUUAUUUGUAUAUAUACAUAUAAGUAUACUUGUGACACAUUAAGUCCCUCAUUUUCGAUUCCUGUCAGAUAAGGAAUACAUUCAUAUUCUAAUGCUUCUUACAAAUCAAAGUUAUUCGUUGUCUGUGAUAUUUUAGCUUACUGCCUUAUUAUGAUGUAUGUUUUACACAUAUCCAAAGAGAAGAAAUUUAUUGUUAUUCGUUUAUUUAUUUUAUCAUGUUAUUUUCCUCUUUCUAUAUGUAUUGUCGAGUAGUUCUUUGAGUAAAUUGUACUUACUAAUAUAUUUGUAUGGUUUCAGGUCUUUGUGUUCUAACUGAGAUACUUUCACGUUUUUGUUUAUUAUUUUGUUACUACAAUUUACCUAUAGAUUUAGACACUACUUCUACAUUGGAAACAAACCAACAAGAUUGACAUAUGUUUCUGUCCUCUAGUAUUUUAGCCAGAC